Lodderomyces oxycetoniae is the source of this 975-nucleotide messenger RNA. RefSeq lists its product as uncharacterized. The record is from RefSeq and is a predicted model, not a curated record. The transcript has a single exon. Gene Ontology annotation, molecular function: S-adenosylmethionine-dependent methyltransferase activity. Bases 1 to 975 code for a protein of 324 amino acids. NCBI's taxonomy places the organism in Eukaryota, Fungi, Ascomycota, Pichiomycetes, Serinales, Debaryomycetaceae.
AUGACAAAAAGAGAGCCUCAUAGCAUUGCGAUUAGCUCAUUUAACUCCAACCAUUCCUCAUAUGAUAUAUUCCGACCCUCAUUUACUCCAUUGAUUGUCCAACCGUUUCUAGUCGAGCUUGAACUCGGAAGGUACGAAAAGAGCACCGGAUUAUAUGAGUUUGACACGAACAAGAAAAUUGUAGAGAUUGCAUGUGGGACCGGUAAGUUCACCAAGAACCUAGUUGAUAAUGGCUGGACAUCAAACUUGACUGUUGUUGAGCCAUCAAUAGGAAUGUUGGAAACUUUUCGUAGGAAUUUUCCCCAGAUUAAAAAUAUUCAAGCGUCAAGUUUUAAUACUACACUUGAAAACACAUCUGUAGACGCAAUUAUAAUUGCACAAGCUUUCCAUUGGUUUGCAGAUGAAGUUAGUUUGAAAGAGUUUAGUCGAAUUCUUAAACCUCGCGGUAAAUUGGGGCUAAUUUGGAACUUUGAUUCCUCUUCACCUUCUCAAAAGUCAAAUGCUGAUGAUUGCAAAUUUUACAAUGCAAGUAGUCGUUAUUUUAAUACAUUAACAUUUAAAGGUAACAAUGAACAAGUUUUGGCUCAAUAUUUUGCCAAUCAGAAAUGGAACGAGGAAGUGACCAAAUAUAUCUACAGUUUUGAUAUAAACGUUCCUCAAUAUCGUCACGGCAAAUGGAAACAAAUCUUACUAAAUAAUCCAUAUUUUGAAUCUCAUAUCUCGGAUUCAUUUGCUUUAUAUGAUCAAGAGAUUAACAAGGAUGACGUUUGGAAGUAUUGGGAAACAAGAUCCUACAUUACUGAUUUGAGUCCCGAUAAAAAACUCGAAAUCAAAAAACAUGUUGAAGAUUUGAUUAAAAAAUAUGCGCAAAACUCCAGUUAUGUCGAUGAAAACAAAAGACUAUUGAUAAAACCAAUGGCGACCCAUGCCGUGGUGAUUUCUGUUAAAAACAAAAACAAAGAAUAUUUAAUUUAG